AUGAGUCGACUCAUCUCUACUAGCCGCUUUAUUGCCAAUGCCUUGGGCUCUCCCCCUCGCAGAUACCAGCAGAGGACGUCCACCUCUCCAGGAGGAACAGAGAGAACUCAUGUAAUCAGGCAUCCUGAUGACAAUGAAAUCAAUAGGAACAUGCGACAACAAGUGUUGGAGGCACAAGAUGAAAGUCGCUCCACCAACAGCAUCAAAGCCCAGACUCCCAAAGCAAUGGAGUACUUCCAGUACUGCGACUAUGCAUACUCCACGGAUCCCUACAAAUAUCAUCUUGUGGCAGAAAGAGUCUACCGGUUUAUGUGGUACCAAUGCUUCAGGGAGCAGAAGGCGAAAGGUUUGACCAAAGCACAAAGGGCGCUUCCUCCAGAGCAAAGAGACUACUUUGACCCUGAGGACUACGAAAAGGUGAUUGCACAUUUAAAGAAAGGCCCAGCCAGCCGCCUGGCAGCAGUGCCACAACCUACAAAUCCGAUUGGACCUACUACCUUUACUGCUUAUCAGUCUGUUAUGAAAAAGAUCUACAACGUACAAGUUGCCAUGACAGGAAAUAGUGGGUUACCAGCACAGCUUAGGGUGCAAUGGGAUUUCAUAUGGAUUGAUGAAGAUAUGAAAAUUCUGCGAGAUCAUGUGAAGGGGAGAAAACCCAAAAGAGACAAAGCCAACUACAAAGAGAAGGUAACAGGCGAAUUUUCUCCAUACACCAUUGUUGAGCACUAUGAGAAAAUGGAAGACUACAUGUGGUGCCGCAGCCAGUUUGCAAGAGGUUAUAGAUCAGUCAACAAAUCUCUCCGCCACAGGUUUUGUCUUCUCUAUUUGACCUCUGGUGUGCUGCGAUCUGAAAGUUUGCAUCGUGCUGAGCUGAGUGACUUCCUUGGCAUCAACCUUCCCAAGGCACCCAAUGAUGUUCAAGCGCCCUACUUGAUGGUCAACCAGAUCCCAAUUGGAAAGACAGCUUCUCGAGGAGCAAGACAGUUUGGCAGGGCUACAAGACAUAAGGAAGUUUGCUACUGUGCCAUAAAUGGACUAGCUUUCUAUCUCCAGCAUCGCCUAUUCUGUACCAGAGAGUUCGAGACAAUGACAGUUGAGGAUUGGAUGAAGAAUGAAGAAUGGUUUGACAUCAAGCUACUUAUUGAUGUAGGAUCCCCCCAGAACAACAAAACAGAAAUGCGCAAUGACAGCUAUGGAGACUGUGUGGGUGACAUGCUCAAAGCCCUUGGCCUGGCAUGUAACAAGAUUCAGCAUCUUGGUCGCAACAUUGGCCCAAAAACGCUGGAAAUGUGUAUGGAGGAAGCAGAGAACAUCAGGCGAAUGGGGCAAUGGGCUGAGGGUGUCCAGGAUCGCUCCUACAGUACAAAACUGCCCAUGUCACCAAUCAGAGCACUAGCAGGAUUUACAGGCGGAAAAGACAGCAUCUACUGGCUACCAAGAAGCACUGUUGAGCCAAGUAAGGAAUUACUGGCGAAAACACCUAUUGGAAAGUGGGUGUACGCUGCUUAUGAUGCUGUUGUGGAGGCAGACAAGAACUGCAAGAAACAGACAGCAAGGGCGUUCCUCUCUUUUUUAAUGGAUAUCAACAAAAUUUUCCUACAAGAUGCCGCUGCCAUGAUGAUCGAGCAACCAGAGAGAUGUGUGGACCAUCCUUUGUUCAAGGAGCUGCACUGCCUUCUUUCAGAUGAGUUUGCAUCAUUCAAAGAGGAAAUGAGAGUUGCAUUGAAAGAGGCGCAAGACCCACUGGAUUCCAAUCUUCAGCGAGUGCUUCCAGGUUUGCACCAGUGGCACAGAGCAAACGAUUCGGCAAUGGGUAUCCUCCAGCAGAGAGUUGACAGCAUUGCACAAACUGUCAAUGAUGGCAUUAGCAGCUUGAUUUCUUUCAGCAGACAAUGCGAGAACAGAAGACAGCAUACAGAGCAACGGCUAGCUACUAUUCUAGAAAGUGGUGCCAUGGCUUUAAGGGGCAAUGGCGCGACUACAAUGGAGGACGAUUUGGUGGCUCUUACACAAGACAGUCAUGAGCUUGAUGACGUCGCGGAUUUCCACAAUGAUCCACCUCCACCACUAUUUUUUGACAGUGAAAUGACAGAUGCAGAGCCACUUAACAACAACAGAACUACUUCCCCGGUGGAAUACGAAGCUGCUGGAACUCUUCUUCAAGUGGGCGCAACUACUGCGACUACAGCUGUUACCGGUACUGGUGGAUUGUCUGGAGAGGAAAUACGGUGCGGAGCUGUUAUUGGUGUCACCUUACCCAAUUCCUCCUUCUACAUCCGACCAAACCAACCGUCCCUUUCGGCAUUGAUGGAUGAGUAUUGUGGGAGAGCAGAUUUUCACGAUGCUCUUGGAGGGCCAGAAGGUAGAGAGAAGAGAUGGAAAAACAAAUGGAGAAAGCAUUGGAGUGCUGCACAAACAGCACAAUACUUGAGGACUGUGGCUGUGGUGAAAGGAAUCCGCGCCUUUGGAGAGGAGCAGAAUUUGGAUGAAUUUGAUGCUUGCGCCACACUUCAAAAAGUGUUCAAAGAAGAGUGCAAGUGCUCUGUUGCGAACAUGAAGAAGUAUCUACAAGAGAAGGAGUUGCUUGGAAAGAAGAAGUCUCGAGGACGUACCAAACUAGCUGAGUAG
Seminavis robusta is the source of this 2628-nucleotide messenger RNA. The record is from the annotation of a GenBank genome assembly. NCBI's taxonomy places the organism in Eukaryota, Bacillariophyta, Bacillariophyceae, Naviculales, Naviculaceae.